Molecule: messenger RNA, 3737 nt
Organism: Neodiprion fabricii
Lineage: Eukaryota; Metazoa; Arthropoda; Insecta; Hymenoptera; Diprionidae
Gene: Trc8
Product: protein TRC8 homolog
Exons: 3
Coding region: 1-2067 (688 amino acids)
Biological process (GO): ERAD pathway
Cellular component (GO): endoplasmic reticulum; endomembrane system
Molecular function (GO): ubiquitin protein ligase activity
Source: RefSeq, a predicted model, not a curated record
AUGUUGACCACUAUUAGAAAUAAGGCGCUUAAUUUCGCCGAUGUCGUUAUGAGGGUUCCACCGCUUUUCAUUAUCGACGAACUGCUCAGGAUCGGCCUUGGCUUGCCCGGCGAAAACAUAGUCCUUGAAGACGUCAACAAUGAAUUCAAAGUCGUCAGCGUUCCUGAUUCCAUUGUUGGUUCGCUGGUUGGCAUUACACCCGAGGUCGGUUUGCUCCACCAGCUAAACUUGAGUCAGCACAUCUACCAGUCGUACUUACUCACGCUCUUUAAAUUCAUCUUGUGCUGUUUAGCAUGCGAGGCAGCACUUUGCGGCAUUAUGCUGCAAAAGAAACACCUCGUCGUCGUUUACCUCUACCUGAUAUCGGUCGGUGUGAUAUUCGUGUCAUAUUGGUCGAACGUCAGCACCAUGAAGGCGGUCAUCUGGUACGCCACCGCAAAUGAGACAGCGACGAGUAUCCUGGACGAUGUGCUGUGUCUGGAUAUACCCAAGGUGCUGAAUCCUGACGGACCGGGAGUCGUUGUCAUCCGGAACUACAUCCUCCAGUGCACUCUCGCCCUUAUCUUCUGCUACGUUCACCUUGCUCCGAGAUUUUCCAUUAUACAGAAGUCUCUCGUCUUCAGUUUCAUGGCUCCUUCCAUAUUCGCAGUUCUUCCGAUACCUAUUACAGUUCUGAACCAUGCUCCAGUCUUCGCAACCCUGCUUCCGCUCGCAGUGUCAAAGUUCGUAAUUUGGUACAACUCGGUGGCGAUGGGUCGCAUCAUAUACUCAGGUUACCAGCACGCUCGAACGUUUAUCAGCAGCUACGGUCUCUCGGCGUUGGUGGAGGCGGAAUGGAGUCGGCUGAACGUGCCCUGCGUUCUGCGGAUUUUCUGGAUCCUCAGAGUGGGCGAGCAAGUUAUACAAAUAAUGGGAAACCACUACGGGGAAGAUACGUUCACGUAUUACGUGAUGGUCAGGACUCUGUUGAUAAACGGCUGCGAGACGCUUACAGCUGUUCUAGGAAUGACGAGCGUGAUAUCGUUCAUCUGCCACUACAUCGGUUGCUUCUUCCAAUGGAUAUUACUUAACGAUGACGAGGAGGACAGCAAGAGCAUCGGAACGGUGUCGGCGAUUCUUUUCUACAUCCUGGCUCUCCAAACAGGAUUGACCAGUCUGGACAGAGAAAUGCGGUUGGUAAGAUUGUGCCGAAACUUUUGCCUCCUGUUCACAGCGCUUCUCCACUUUGUUCACAAUAUAGUCAAUCCUCUACUGAUGUCGCUGAGCGCGUCGCACAAUCCCGCUCUUCACAGGCACUUCCGAGCACUGUUGGUCUGUGCCUUUCUGAUUAUGUUUCCGGUUUAUCUCCUCGUAUUGCUGUGGUCGCAAUACUCGGUCAGCACUUGGCUGCUCGCUGUCUCGGCUUUUAGCAUAGAGGUUAUAGUAAAAGUCCUCGUAUCGCUGGCGAUAUACUCGCUGUUCCUUUACGACGCGUGCCGUCACACGUUCUGGGAACAAUUGGACGACUACGUUUACUACAUACGCGCCUUCGGUAACACCGUGGAAUUUGCAUUCGGGAUCUUUCUGUUCUUCAACGGCCUAUGGAUCCUCGUGUACGAGUCGGGCGGACUAAUAAGAGCAGUCAUGAUGUGUGUGCACGCCUACUUCAACAUAUGGUGCGAAGCGAAGGCCGGAUGGAGCGUAUUCAUGAAGAGGAGAACGGCUGUGAACAAGAUAAACUCGCUGCCAGAGGCGAGGACCGAGCAGCUUAUGCAGCUCGACGACGUUUGCGCUAUUUGCUACCAGGAAAUGUCAAGCGCUAAAAUAACCAGGUGCAAUCACUACUUCCACGGCGUUUGUCUAAGGAAGUGGUUGUACGUUCAGGAUCGCUGUCCGCUGUGCCAUGAUAUUUUGUACAAAGUUGACAGUCCGCACGACAGCAAAGACAAUGUCUCUGCUCUCACUGAUCAGGAGAGGCGAAACGAAGAUGAAAUCGACGAGUUGUACCAGAACCAGGGACUGCAGAGGAACGGAUUGCGAAGUCCGAACUAUAGACGAUACGUUGAACAGCUUAACGAAGACAGGUGAAGCUUAACGUCUAGCUAUAUUGUGAUAUAAUUAUUAUAAAAAAUAAAUUAUAUUGUUAUUUCAUGUUAUACAAUGGAGUUUCAUAUUGUCACACUGUGCGAGGGUAUCGUUUCAAAGUCCAAGUGUAAUUUGACCAAGGCUACUGUUCUUUUCAUCCUUCUUUCUUAUUGUUUCUUUUACUAUAUUUAAUUUUUUGUUUUUUUUCUUCCCCUCUGUUCCGUUCCUCAGAAUCAACAAUCGAUGUGCAAGUUUAUUAUUAUUAUUAUUAUUAUUGUUGUAUUGUUAUUAAUAUUAUUACUAUUAUUAGACACGUUUCGUAUCACACUUUAUCAUACUUCCGGGUUUAGAUAGAUGGAUAAUUCGCCAUGUCCAUACAUUUUAAGCUCUUGUAUGUCAUACAAUCCUACCAAAUCGAAGAAGAAAAAAAAUACGAAAAAUACCGUUAAAAAUAGAAAACUAGCGACGAAAGAAAGGAAAACAAGAAACGAAGAAAAUGAAACAAUUUAUUAUUUAUGUAACUGUAAGGUAGGUAAAUAGAGAUAAUAACGACGAUAGAAAUUAUAGGAACUAACUUCCACAUAUUUUAUAUCAUGUAUAUUAUGUAUAUUAUCAUCGUCAUCAUUAUUAUUAUUAUUAUUAUUAUAUACUUAUAUAAAAAUAAUAAUUAUAAUGAUAACAAUUUAGAAAUCUAUCCAAUACUUUAUUACAAAUGUAAGCCGCUAUACAUGUACGUCAAUUAUUAAUUUGGAUUAAUUAUUCUGUGAUCGUAUAGUAUCGCCUUAAUUAUAUUAUGUAUAACAUGAGCUUACAUUUCUAUACAAUUGCUACUUACAUGUGUCUCUCUCUCUCUCUCUCAAUCCGUAAUUUCUCUCGCGGUACUUCCUAAAUUACGAAAAUGGAAUUUUUCUGUAAAAAAAGAAAAGUUUCAACGUUUUUUUUUUUUCUAUACUUUUCUUAUAUCGUAGUAAAUAUUCUUGUAGGAACAAUACUUACCUCGCUUUACUUUAAAACGCGAUUUGCGUCUUUAUUUCAUUCUUUUUUACACUAAACUAAGACGAUAAUUAGUUUUCUUCCUUUUUACUCAUACCAAAUCUUCGUCGGUAGCCCAUAUAAUGUACGUAUAAAUGAUUAUUCCUUGAUCGAUUAACGGGAAUGAACCACGAUGUUGUUGGAAAAAAAUAAUAAUUUACUUUACAUGUUACGUUCUACCUACUUGUCAUCGAUGAAUUAAUUUACGUAUCUAAUACAGAAUGACCGAUGAGGUAAGGAAAGAAAAUGCAAUGAGUAACGAUAAAACGACCAAAAAGAAGAGAGAACGAGAAAUGUGAAACGAGUGAAACAACACAGUGUGAAAUGUUAAAGACAAAAAAAAAAAAAACAAAAAUUAAAACCAAUCGAAAAGAAAUUCGUACCGCAACACGAUACGUAUUAUUACGUGUGUUUUAAUCUCCGUAUAAACACACGUUUCACCUGUAUUUGUGUAUUCAUUUAAAUACAACAAGUGCAGCAAAUAUACGUAUAAUGUAUAAUGUGUAAAGUUUAAUUUUUGAUGGGUAUUCGUAUGUGUAUAUAUAUACUAAGCACAAAAAAAAAAAAAAUUCAACACCAAAAAAACAAAAAUACGAGUAUUAUUAACCGGUGGUUGUAAAUAACCAAUAGGUAUGUAUAGA